AUUUGGCAAACAGUUCUCCCGGUUAAAAACACGUUAAGGCUUAGUAUAAUUUACCCUAAUGUCUCUGGUUUGCCGAAAAAAAUAUGUAAUUUGGGCACAUAAGAAUUGUAUACAGUACUUCGAAAAACUUCUGAAAAUUCCCAUAUAAAGGUAGAUGGCUCGUUGAAAUCUCUCGCGCGCGCGCACACACACAGUCCACUAUUGACGUUUUGUGCUCUUAAUUCUCUCAUUCGCCAGUGGACUUUGAGCUGCAGAAAUCAGAAACAGAUUUGAGAAUAAUGUUGCCCCAGCGGUUCAAGAAGGCCAUCACAGAUAACCCAAAGAAAGUUGCCGACUUGAUUGACCUUGUAAAUCUUCCUUCAACAAUUCGAGAAUUUGUGGGUCAAUCGCAGACCUCUCGUUUGGGGUUUUUCAUGUGUGUCUGGUCAUACAUCAAGACCAACAAUCUGCAGGAUCCAAACAACAAGAAUGUGGUCAAUUGUGAUGAAAAGUUGAAGAAAAUUUUGUUGGGUAAGCCUCAGGUUGAGCUAGCUGAACUUCCUACACUAAUCAAACUGCAUUUUCCCAAGGCGUCAAAUUGACUUUCAGGAUUUGAGGUCAUGGUGCCCGUCUUCUUCUUUACGCAUGCACUCCUUAUGCCGCCUUACCAAAAAUUCUAGCUGCUUCAUGUUGCGGUGAAUUAAUUGACGGAGUAUUUUUGAUUUUUUAGUUUCUGAAUGGCUAGAUGAAUUGAAUGUUUAGUUUAUCUCCGUUAUAUUCUUUUUCGUUUUGGACUAGUUGCUUUAUUUCGUAAACAAUGUUUCAUAUCUGUACUGAGAUUCACCGUGGUUGAUGCAUAAUUAUGGAUGCUCCAAGAUAAUAUAUAUAUAUAUUUUAUCUUCAUCAUUUC
This is a messenger RNA of Cornus florida, 889 nucleotides long. Its product is annotated as upstream activation factor subunit UAF30. Gene Ontology annotation, cellular component: nucleus. Bases 279 to 581 code for a protein of 100 amino acids. NCBI's taxonomy places the organism in Eukaryota, Viridiplantae, Streptophyta, Magnoliopsida, Cornales, Cornaceae. The transcript has 3 exons. The record is from RefSeq and is a predicted model, not a curated record.